This is a messenger RNA of Porites lobata, 15996 nucleotides long. Lineage: Eukaryota; Metazoa; Cnidaria; Anthozoa; Scleractinia; Poritidae. The record is from the annotation of a GenBank genome assembly.
UUCGAUCUGGUACAACAAAGUUACAAAAUGAAGGUUAGUCUACCAAAAUUAUCUCCACCGCCACCACUUUGCUGUAAAAUGUCGUUACAAUUCCCAAGUUUAAAGGGAUCUUGUUUAUCUUUUAUUUAGUCAAAUACCAAUCGGGGACUCUGUGGAGAAACUCUGGUAACAGCAACCUUAUGUAAGUAUUUUAAGUUUAUAAAAACAAAAUAAAUAGGCUACUGCAUUUUACAUCCUUAACGCCCGGUUGAGGACCAAUGGAAUUCUUCAGGGGCAAGUUUAAAAAAAUGAGGAUUUGUUUAGGGGUAGAGUAAAAAACAACUAUUUCUUUGGCAGGGGGGUGGUGGGGGGGUGAAGCUUUAAAUUCCACAAAAUUUUUCAUAGUAGACCCGUAUUUUUCAGGGAGGAAGACCCAUAUUUUAUGGAAGUCUUCCAGGGUGAAUGCAAUUUUGUUUGAUCCAUAAGGGUAAGAAGAAAGAGCAAGAGUUCAACCAGGCGUGGCGGGGCGGGGGGGGGGAUUGGGGAGGAAGUUACAGAUGUUAAAUGCAAAUGACAAAACAGUGUGAGGCUCUAAGACCCUUCCACAAUUUUUUCAACAUUUGACUGGGACUGGUCAAAAAAACCCAUUGACAUGGCUGGAAAGGAUGCCUUAAAAAUGGUAAAGUUGCCAAGAUUGAAAGUGAUUUGUUGAAAACUAACAAAGAUAUAGCUUUGAAAAUCUCUGAAUUUUACGAAUGUUUCUAUGGUAGUGGGACACAAACCUGCCUCCUUGCUUACAAACCUCUGUAAACUUUUGCAACUUUGUAUCUGAGCGAUACCUUCGCCCGCAUUAGACGUAUGACCUUGAAACUUGCUAAGUUUGCUUAUCUUCCAACAAUGUUGAUGGAUAUUAGUGAGUUUAUGCAACAGGAUGGCAGAAAGAAGAGGACGGCAAAGUGCAUGUGUGUGACAAACUUGACAAGCUAUUGCUUGCGUGUUUUGUUGUGAUUCACUUUAAUGUUUUCUGGUCUUUUACAAAAAGAUCUGUUUAAAGGAGGGUGAAGUUUGGCGAAAAAUUUUGCCAUCUUCUUUCCUCUCCCGCCCUGUUGCGUAAGCUCACUAUUAUUACUAGUCUUCAUCACAACUUGAAAAAAAAAACAUGGAAGGAUCUAUGAACUCAAACCUCAAGAGUUUUUUCACCAACACUUGAAUUCUGAAAUUUAAGAACUACCCAAUACCAUUUUUGGUCCAAGAGGGGAGAAUGAUUGAGAAUGGGGCUAAGCAAUUCACUCCUGAAAUAUUGUAGGAUUUUGUCGAUCACCAAUCGCUACUUACAUGUACAAGACACUUAUUUCAAGACACUCAAACCAUAAACCUUUAAAGUAGUAUUUUUUCUAAGACAAGGAUUAUUUAGAAAACAAAAUCCCCCAAAAUAAGUCACUUUUUUCACCUACAUGAUAAACCUCUCGGGCACCAUGUAAUUACCACAUCCAUCAAAAGCUGAGAAAUCCAAGCAUACCCUGUCAUAAAGAGAAGAGUCCUUUCAAACUGAAAAUUUUUAUAAAAUAUAAGUUUUUAGCUGCUCUUUAAUACAUUUCAUGAAAAUUAAAGUUCAGGGCCCAGUUCCUGAAAGGUCGAUUAGCGCUAAUCCAGGAUUAAAAUUUUGUUCCGUUUUUGUAAUUUAACUUCCUACGUAUUGCUUAGAGUAAUCUUUUGAGUUAUCAUUGCUGUAUCUCGGGGUAAAGGCUCAACAGUAGAGAAGAAAACCUUCCUUAAAACUAAGCUUAAUCCAGGGUUAAACGUAACCAUCUUUCGAGGAACCGGGCACAGGAGGAUAGAUACAGUAAAUCUUUAGUUUGAAUUCUGAUGAUGUCAUGUGAAUGCCAGUAGUUAGGUCUGAUUUUUCUUUCUACAUGACACAAUACCAUGCUAGGAAUAAUUUUGGUGUCCAUGGUUUUCAACCUCCAUAUGGUAACAGUGCUGUAUGGUGAUAUGAUAUCAUAUUUAUGUUACUGGUCAAAAUUAUAUUCAGGGUAAAUUUUUCAAACCUAGGUUGAUUCUCUAUUUCCUUUGUCUCCUAACCGUAAUUAUUCAUGAAUUAGGGCUGGGAGACAAAGGAAAUAUAUAGAGAAUCACCCUAGGUUAAAAAAUUUUAACGCAAAUUUAUUUUAUUUUGACCUGUAACAUACACAUUAUAUAAUCAGGUUGCAGAGCUGGACAGAUGGGAAAUAUCUUCACACAUCUUCCUUUCUCUGUGAGUAUUUCUAUAGCUGAAUUAUAUUUUUGCAAUGACAAACACACUAUCACAAUGAAGAUGGAGGUUCUAGAAGAGUGUGUGGUUUUAGAAAAUGUCCUUACCCCCAUAAUGAGAGGGAUUUUUUCCAUGGGCCUUCCCCAAUUCAUCAUCUUAUAAUGUCUGGUUAGAAAAGUAAUAAUUAUUUGCUGGCAAGGAAUGCAACAGUGGUCAAAUAUUAGUUUUUACCUUAUUGGUCAAAGAACAUUUUCGUAAUUUUUGGGUGUCCAGUUGUUUUAAAACUCUGUUUCAAUGAGCUAAGUCACUACUACUCUCCUGUAACCUUAUUCUCCCCACAAGUGCAGUUGUAGCUCUUAUUGUCAGGAUCAUAUCUCAGCUUCAAGAUCAGCCUUUGUGACAAAUCACAUUGAAACUCCCAGAAGUUAUAGCUGUAAUAUUGCUAGGUAUAAUGUAGGGCUACACUCUAGCUCUGCAGAGUUUUAAUAAUAAUUAUUAAUUUGUCUGAAGGGCACUGACAGUUUAUAACAGCAAGCAACCACAUCCUGGAAGAAAGAAAUUUUGAUUCCAUUGAAAGACAAUGAUUAGUAUCUCAUUUGUGCAAUUGCAUCUGAUUAUUCUCAUUGCUGAAAUCUUAUGCUCAAUGUAUGUUCCCCUAAUGAAGUGACAAGGUGUUUAAUGACAGUUGUUUUCUCUUUCUUUUUUUAGCUUCUGAUGAUUAUGUCAUAGUGAGCACCCCACCAUUUGCUGAGUCAGUGACUGAAGGAGAUGUUAGAUGGGAUAAAGGUAAGUAAGCUUAGACCAUUUCACAAUGUUUGGUUGUGCUUCUUGUAAAGUAAAAAAAUAGAGAGUUGUUUGCUCCCAUUAUCAUUUUACAUCUAUUUUUGCAGGUAUUAACAGUAACCACAAGAACUUUAUUUAACAGCGCUUCAAAAUUGACAUUUGUCUGGAGGGCUUGAAAUUAAAAAAAAAAACUUAAAAUGGCCAAUUAAGAGGAGGCAGCAUAGCUGAGUGUACCUCUACAGUGUAGAACAUUGGAUAUGCAAUCUGGAGGGCCCAAUAGCUAACUGGUUUGCCUCAAGCCAGUUAGGAUUCUUAACCUUGUGGUGUUUGUUUCAUUUGUUUUAGCCAUUUACUCAGCUUCACUAAACUUUGUCCUAUAAAUACUGCUGAGGAUGAUUAAAUGAAUUUUAUCAUCAUUAUAAUUAUUAUUGUUAUUUGUGAUUUUGGUGUGAUUCUCUUCAAUUCUCUGGUACAGUGGAAUCCUAUUCAUGUGACCACCUUUGGGCCAUAAAAAUAAUAUUUGAGGUUGUCGCACUAACGGUGUCUUCAAAACAAUAAAAUGACGAAGUGAUUUUUACAUUUGGGCCAAAAGAAUAUAUGGUCAUAAUAGCAAGGUGGUCAUAAGGCGGGGUUCCACUCUAUUUUCUGGGCAUUCUCAGCCAUGUCUCAGCAGCUUCCCGCACCUAAGAGACACAACACUUUCUACAAGAUAUGAGUGGUACCAAGGAUGGCUGACGACUAUGCACUUCCAAAAAUGUCAGGCAGACUCAACCUCCCUUACCACACCUUUGCAUUCUUCAAGAUAGUUUAAAGUGCAUUUUUUGUUAUUAUUCUUAUUAUUAUUAUUAUUAUUAUUAUUAUUAUUAUUAUUUAUCCAAUGACACUGGUUAAAAUUUCAAAUGCAGAAAGCAAAGUAAAGGCUUAACUCGGGACUACCAAGAAACAAAUCCAACUGGUAAUCACGGUUGGACUUGAAACCCAGUAGACUUUCAGAUUGCAAGGCUGGUGCUCUUACCACACAUCCAGGCUGCCUCCUUUGAUUUGGGCAUUAAAUGGAAAAAUUCUGUCAUGAAAAUACCCUGCCCUAAUUUAUUUAUGUAAAGUUCUAUUGUUAACUUUUUUUAGCCCAAGGAGAUGUAGUAGCUGAAGAUGAAGUUGUUGGAGAAAUUGAAACUGACAAGGUAACAAAACUGUGCAUCCCAUGAUCAAUCUGGUAUCUUGUUGUUUCUUAGACGAGAAACUUUAUUUCACAGAGCAAUUUUCUCUCUUGACCUACAGUGUAAGUGCAUUGUUGUUCUGUUGUAAAUUGGACAAUUUUUGCAAUAUUAAAUUUAAAUGCAUACCCAGGGGUGUCAGUAAGGGCUGGAUUUGCCAUGGUUGCAAUGAUCAUGACCCUGGCUACUUUUGUAAGGAACAAAUGGAAAAAAGAACCAAAACAACUUCCUAGCUUCUAAAGUCAUACAUGUGUAUACCCAGGUACUAUCGACACCGCACAAAAUAGGAACGUAAUUCAACACGUUAGCCCUGGAUAACACCCAAAGCAAACACUGGGUGCCAAAUCCUAGGAAACAGGAGCUUAAAAAAUCAGCUUUUUCAGUGAGGCAUUUAUUAGCAAAUUGAAUAAAGUGUAUUACAUGUUGAUUAAAUGUUCUGGGUCAAGUCAGGUGAAUCUCUUUUGCUAUCAGUUAACCAUGUAACUCAGUAUAACCUGCCUUGUGGGUCAGGUCGUUUGCAAUUUAACCAGCAACCCCACUUACCACUAGGCUUUGGCCUAGUUGAAGAGGAUAAAACUGGGCAUCUUGGAAGAAGGAAAUCCAAGAUCUGUCUCAAGGUCUGUGGUGGACCACUCCCAGUUAGGUGACCUGUGGCAUCACCUAAGGGCAGAGAUAAACAGAACCAUCCACCCUCCAGCUGCCACAGCAUGGCAUAAAUAACAGCAUGUCUUGGCCUGUCCUUGCCCAACAUUUUUGCCUUGCUUAGUGAGUGACCCUUGUAAAUUGCAAAAGCUACUCUUGCGAAAAUCCUUUUGCAUGCAAGGUAGCAGUUGCACAGAAAAUGGACUCCCAUACUGGCUCAAACAGUGCCCGGGCUAACAAGGUUCACAUUAGCAUGCUCCCAUUUUGCCGGCCAGUGAAAUGUAAACUUGGAGAAAACAGGAUGUCCCUGAAAUUACAGGAAAUUGAAAGACAUUGAUCUCAACUGUUGGUAGGACAGUGCCAAUGACAGACCUACAGUAUUAUAAGGACUAUAAAACACAUUAGGACUAUAAAACAUUUGAAUCAACUGACUGCAAAUGAGGAUAAUGAAUUAGAUGUACCAUGCAUGAUCAUGAAUUUGUGGGAAACAAAGUAUCUAACCUCUCUAUUGUCAGUUUACAUAUAGAAAUUCAGUAUUGGCCUGUAAUACUUUUAAAUGGAUUAUGAUAGUAAGACUGUUUGUUCAAUAUAAUUUAUAUGCUAUUCCAUAACCUUGAUUUUAGACAAGCAUUCCUGUGACUGCCCCAGCAAAUGGGGUCAUCCAAGAGUUUUUUGUCAAUGAUGGUGAUAAAGUGGAGAAAGGCCAGCAGCUGUUCAAACUUGUUCUAACUGGUAGGAUUAUUGUUUUCAUUUCUCUGAAAGUGUAGAGGCAUGGUUGUCUAGAUAAUACAUGUAGCAAUACUCAUGCUGACGUCACCCACUGAUUUUAAUAUGCCAACUAGCGCACAUUGGUUCUUGGAACAAAAGAUUCUACUGUUUCUCUCAUUACAAAUUUGAAAGGCAAAAACAAUGACGUUUGUAAACAGUGUUGUCUCUGUAUUGUGCAUUAUUAAACUUCAUGUUAAUUAACUCAGCCAUUCCAUCUGGUUUUCUCUUCAGACAAGGACCUUUGGCCCAGCUCAAACCUGAGACUUUUUUUACCGAACCUAAUCCCUUCAAUUAAGUACAUGAAAAAAAAAUUGACCUUCGAAUCAAUUAAAACCUUCAUGUCUAAUUUAGGGUGACUCAUGGAUUAAGUUCAAGUGGCCCACAUAGGAAUUUUGACUGUGGAGUGAUUUUGUUUCAAACGUCACACUUUUCAUGUGCCAAAUCUAAUGCAUAAAUUACUAUAGUUUAUUUUUACAGGUAAGCAUUCUGGUUCAUUGUACAUUGUGAACCUGAAUUGAGUCCAACUUAUCAUGUUUGACGUUUGAAUCGACCAUGGAACUUACAUGAAUUGGGUUGACCCAAACACGUAUUAAGUUCAGUACAUGAAAACAUCAACAUUUGAACUAAGCCUUUCUACUCUGUGUUAAGGGGUGCACUGAUACAAUGUUGUUUCCUUAGACAGGAAGCUUUGCUCAGCACUUCUUCCACCUACCCUACCUGUACCUGUUCCCCACCUGUAUAAAAAAAAGUUGACGAUGACAUGAAUACAGGGCUUUCACUUAGAUCAGGGGGCUGAGGAAUUUCUAUGGCCACUAAGAACUUGACCCCAAGCUACUUUCUCAGGAAAGGAAACGGAAAACAGAACCAAAUAGAACUUCUUAACUGAUGAAUUCCCCACCUACUAAUUUUAUACAACUUGAAAUCUUAGUGACAGCCCUGUGCGUAGUUACAUGUAUGUAUUGCUUGGGGAGACCCUCUGAUGAACUAGCAUUACAUGUAGCAUUAUAUGGACGAUUAGGGGGAGAAUACUCCUGGGUACUUCAUACUAGUGCUUUACAUUACAACUGUAUUGCUCUCGUGUGACUAAAGACACUAAAAACCGCUGUAGAGAUUAAAGUUUAACUUACACUGAUGCUUUAAAAGCAUCACUCUUCAAUUUAUUGUGGGAGUUAAAGAGUGAAGUUGGCUGCUGUUAGCAAAGUGUUUUUUUUUUUUUUCCAUUUCUCUUUAAUUUAGGAGCAGCUCCUCCAAAAGAACCCCCAGCAGCCACUGCAGGUGUCUCUGAACCUAAGCCACCUGCAAAAGAAACUCCUACUGAAGAGACUCCGGCACCUUCGGAAAUUCCAACUACACCUCCACCAGGUACAGUACUAACAUGCAGAGUGAUAGCCUGGGACCAGUCUCCUUGGUGAGGAAAAGGGAAAAGGGAAAAGUCGGCAGGGGUAUAGGGAAGGGGGGGGAGUUUCUCCCUUUUGUUUUCCACAAGUUUGAAAGGACUGUAAAAAUAAUCCUUUUUUUCCAAAAAAAAAUUAUUUAAAAAAAAUAUUAGGGUCCUUAUUUUACAUUGGUGACUAGUAACAGUGAUAAAUUGGCAAACAUGAACUAUUUAAAGCUACACUGAACGAAGGAAAGGAGUCGAAACAAGGAUUUGAGUUAACACCUAGGGCGCUUUCCAUUCAACAAAAAUUCCGGUUUGAAAUUUCGGAAAUUCCACGUGCCCAAUGGAACGGUAUAUUCCGAUUCCACAGACCCGACCCAAGCCACUGCGCGUUUGGUUAUUGUCUUUGUAAGUAGGAUUUAAAAGAGCGGUACUGGGGACGACAAUUUUGUCAAAUGGAAAGGGAUAUUUCGGUCCGACCGACCAAAAUGACGAGACCGAUUAAAAUGGACCACCUUUAAAGCUGGUUUCGAAUAUUCCGGUCGGACCAAACCGAACGGGUCUGUUCCAUUUGAUGUACGAACCGAAAUUUCCGAAAUUUUUGGUUGAAUGGAAAGUGCCCCUCGGAAUCGAACUCUGGUCUUCCCGCAAAGAAGGCCGCACACUAACGGACUGUGUUAAUCCUUACUUCUUUCCCUGAACCAACCGCAAAGAAGGCACUGGGAACAAAGUCAGAGAAGUUUCCACCUCCUGUCAUUGUACUUUCACUUACAUAGUACAAGCAAGCUCUUUUUGCCCCGCCACCAGUGCGCCCCGGAGAGCUUACUCGCAGGUUAUCACUUACUAAACCAUUUUACCUAAAUGAUGAUAUUAAUUAAUCUUUGCAGCUCCUGAGGUACCUAAACAGCCAAUAGCAGAAAUCAAACCUGGUCCAGCCACUCCUAUGACCCCUAUGCCCCAGCCAAAAGGAGCUCGCUCCGUACACAAGGUAAUAUAUUGCGGGCUCCAGGUGUUCAAAAAGUGGAUAGCGCUAUCCACCUAAUAAAUCUCUAUCUAGAGGGUAGCGCAAUUGGUUACAACAAUACUUAUCUGCCGGAUAAUGAUUUGUCCCAUGGAUAUAGCCCUAUUUAUUUCAUAGGUCUCUAUCUAGAGGUUGACGCACUGAAUUGAUUACUACAGUAAUGAUCCGCUGGAUAGUGAUUUAUCCGGUGGAUAACGCUAUUCACUGGAUAAAUCUUCAUCCAGAGGAUAGGGCAAUUAGUUACCACAAUAGUCAUCCGCUUGAUAGUAAUUUAACCGGUGAAUAGUGAGCACUGUCUGAUGUUUGAGAAAUCUGGUAGUGGAAUAACUGUAGGAUACUCUGCUACUAAAGGUCUUCCAAGUUUCUUCUAAGUUUUCGAUUCCAAUUUACUCCCAAGUUAUCCCUGGAAUAGGUAGAUACGUGGAUGUGAGAUCAUUCCUUAUUAGCCCUUAUUUUGCCUUUAGUGGCUUUAGGAACGGCAAACAGACAUAUUACGUACCUUUUUUUGCUAUUCCAUUCGUAUACAGUUGAACCUCUCUACAACGGCCAUCUUGGGGACAGAAGAAAGUGGCCGUUGUAGAGACGCUUUAAACAAGAGUCAACAUAUAUGGAUGUUUUUGUCCUGCAGUUAGCGGAGGUUCGACGCAGGGUUUUCGGUAGCAUUUGGAAGUACCGGAUGCAGUUGUUUAGCUGGCGGACGUGCACUGUUCGCGCCGCUGGCGCGAACGUUGAGUGCAGGAGGCACGAACUCCUAGGGGGGUCCGGGGGUAUGCCCCCCGGGAAAUUGUUAAAUUGGACUCUCUAAAAUGCAAUUUCCUGCGUUCCCUGGACCGGAGUUGGGUAACCAGAGUUAUGAGAGGAACUAUCUCUUUUUUGUCGAUUGUGUGCAUUACAUAACUAAGUGAGUGAAAUAAGGGUCAAGUCUUUCUUUGAUUAAUAAAUGAAAAAAAAAAAACGAUUUUCACACUUAAAAAUUAAUUAUUUCGUGUGUGAACUACUAGACAUUACAUGUCAAACAACCGGACGUUGCGUCCGGCGCCCGGCCUGAAACGAAACCCCUGUCGACCUAUUUAUCUACAUGUAUUUUCCAAUUCAGGCAAAGAUGACAAGAAUGAGGCAGAGAAUAGGUCAAAGGCUGAAAGAUUCGCAAAACACUUAUGCCAUGUUGACGACAUUUAAUGAGGUAGACAUGAGGUAAGCUUGGUAUUUUUUGUUGUCAUUUUUAGCGAUUACUCGGUAAGCGCUACACGAUCCCUCUUGUGUUUUCUAUUUUGUUACAGCAAUGUUUCUGAGAUGCGAAAAAGACACAAAGAUGCAUUUUUAAAGAAGCAUGGUGUCAAACUUGGCUUCAUGUCCGCCUUCAUCAAGGCGUCCGCUCAUGCCCUGCAGAGUGAACCCACAGUCAAUGCUGGUCAGUCGUUUUUUGUAGGAUGUUUGCAUCAGUAAUAUUUCUGCUACUAAAUGCUUUUAAACUUGUAACAGAGGUAGGGGAUUUUUAGCAUUGACGGCAGUUAUACUUAGUGGUGCGUGAUUUGUUCUUUAGUGGUGCGUGAUUCGUUCUCAUAAGGGAACUUAAGCACCAGACGUUCUUGAUUCACGAACGGCAUGACUGGCCGCGCAGAACUGGAUCGGGAACGCGGUUUGCGUGCCAAAUGCAAAUCAUUAGGCAAAACAACGUGAAACAUCACGAACGCCGACAAAAUAAUUCAGUUGAAAAUGCCUUUUAAAGAUUUGCGUUAAGUUUUGUUUCUUUGUUACGAAGAAAACAUGAUUUCAGAUGAAGAAUUUCUACUUUUGUAUGACGAAUACUCUUCGAAGAACCCAGAAUUUGAACCUCUGGUGUCUUGACGUGCGCAGUGGCUGUCAUGCUGCAAAAAUACUUCCGGUUGGCGUCUGUGGUACGAAGAACGUCUGGUGCUUAAGUUCCCUAUAAUUAAACCUCCGCCAACUGCUCCGGCACCAUGUUCGAAGUGUGUGAACGACUUGUUCCAGUUCUGUGCCGUUGCUGUUCAUGCUAUACAGGAUAGCUUUUCGUGUCGCUCAGAACGGUGAUUUUAGCGUGAUUUCUGUAACGCAGCGUAUUUGCGCCGCGCCGAUCUCGACAGUACGGCGUCACAUAUCGUAUAGGUUCUGUGCCACACCAUGGUGCAGUAUAUAAAACAGGUAUUCGGACCGUAGCGGAAGUGAAUAGGGACUUUUAGCAUCGACAACGGCGACGGAAGCGAAAACGUCACUUUUAAAAUUAAUUGGCGUUUUUUUAUUACUUUGUCGCGUUUAUUCCAGUUCGCUGAAAAUGUCUAUUGUAGGCAAAUUUCCCUGGAGUUGAUUUCCUGGGAACCGCACUCAAGCACUCGUCAUCGCUUGUUUACGUCCUCCAUAAAACGUGAAAGUAGGCAUUUAACGGCAAAGAAAUGUACAAAAAAGUGUGAUGCACGUGCAGAGUUGUUGUUUUGCUCAAUAAAACUGUUGCUUUUUUGACGUUCUCGUUGCCGUCGCCGUCGUCGUCGCUAAAACUCCCUAAAGUAGGAGCGAAGGCUGGAAUUCACUAAGGCAGAAGUAAAUGUUCAGAAGUAAGGACUGGAUUUUAGUUCACCAAACUCUCUCAUCCAACCACUCCACCAGCGACGAUGUUCGAUGUGUGUGAACGACUUGCGCCAGUCCCGGGCUGUUGCUUUUCAGGAUCUAGGAUAGCUUUUCUUGCUGACGCAAAAAACCAUCCGGUAUAGUGUGAACAUAACCUUAUUCAUUGCGUAGCUAAUAGACCUUUUUGCCGAUGCGGCGGCCAUAUUGAAUUAAUUUCUCGGGAAAAAGGCGAUCAUUAUUACAUCCAAACGCAGUACAACGAUCUUUUUUCUCAUUACAAUUUUUUUUCUAGGAAAACUUUUAGAAAAACUGGCCCGAAAAAGCAUGCAUAAAUACUGAGUGAGUACAUCGGAUAGUGCUCCUGCUCCCUGAGCAUCCCAUAAUACUACUUAAAUCUAUUUAAUUCAAUAUGGCCGCCGCAUUAGUAAAAAGGUCUAUUAAAGCAGCUUCUUGAUUGUCUUCUUCCUAUUAUUUUUGCAGUAAUUGAAGACAAUGAAAUUGUGUACAGGGAUUACGUUGACAUCAGCGUUGCAGUGGCCACGCCUAAGGUACAGAACGUUUAUUCACUAUCUCUGGCCUACCAUCGUUAAAAUGAAAUCACCUAAAACAAUCACAGGCCAUUUCCUAGAUGCCCCAAGCUUCUUUUUCAAAGCGAGGCUAAGGGCCUGUUUACAUGGACGUGCGGGACCCCAGGUAGGUGAGGUAACCCGCGACGGGUCACCCCACCUAUCAUGUAGUAAACGUGACAGGCAGGUUACCUCACCUAAGCGGAUUACGUCAUCUUCCUGGGGUCCCCCAUCUCCAUCUAAACAGGCCCUAAAGGUGAUGUUACACAAGACGAUUCGCAAUGACGAUUGUUAGCACAACAAAUGGUUGCAACAUUGUUGCGACAUUGUUUUGAAUAGUUACCACAUUGUUCCAAUAUUGUAACACUGUGUUGCCGCGGAAACCGUUGUUGCGACUCGUCCAGUGUAACAUCACCGUAGGUGCAAAGUCAUCGAAAUAGAAAGAUUUAUUUUAUUCUUUAUUCUUACUCUUUUUUCUUUUUCCCAAGAAACCUUUUUGCACUUGGUUUUUGGAAAUCAGAAAUGGCCUAUUAUGCCCCAACCUUUUCUAGGGUUAACCUGAAAAUUUUCUUAGUGUUUUCUGGACUUUAAUCUUUUUCCCAGAACAAGUGAUUAAUUAUGGUAAUUAAACUAAGGGAAGUGAAAUUUCGUCUGAAAUCAUACGCGUGAGUUUAAAAUGGGACGACCGCGCAGCGCAAGGUCAAUUUGAAAUCAGAAGUAUGAUUUCAGACCAAAAUUUCAUAACACGAAGUCCAAUUACCACUCUAUUACUGGCAUUUUGGAAUCGCAAAACUCAGUAAGUAUACCUGUAUUAAGUAGCCGGUUUAACGAAAAGUGGAAACAAAAAGGCUUUUACAUCUCAUUUUGCAUUCGAAAUAGAAUUGAGCGAUAUCAUAUUGUACAAGAAUGGUGCGAUUUAAAACAGAAAUGAUGCGAUGAAGUACAGAAAUAACGCGAUUUAGAACAGAUGUGAUUCAGAGCUAAAAAUAGUGUGAUUUGUGAAGAAGUUGCUCUGCUGAGAGUCAAUCAGAUUGCAAGGAUAACAAAGGAUUUCAAACUGGAUAUAAUAAAAUGAAAUAGCACUAAUUUCUAGCAAGAAUAUUCUUUUCAAAAUUCAGAAUUACGCGAAGAUCACCGUUUGGUUAUUUUUAAGGGCCUGUUGGAAUUUGUAUCUAUUUUGUACGUACAAAUUUGCCGUCGGUUCUGUUGGAAAAAAGGUCUGUUACCUCGUUGCAGGGUCUUGUUGUUCCAGUUAUCAGGAAUGUGGAAGAAAUGAAUUACGCCGACAUAGAGAAAGCAAUCAAUGCUCUCGGCGAAAAGGUGAGUGUGUAGAGAUCCUCAGAUUUCAAAGAAUCAAUAAGGAAAAUACAUUUAUGUCAACUUCGGACCUUGGGGAUGAUACGCAACGUCUUGUGUCCUGUGUUGUCUGGACGCGUAAUUUUGCUGAGUCCAGCCUGAGAAAAGCUGCAGCUGCGUUACGUCACGUUGCCAUGGUUGAAAAUUUCUGGAUCUCAACAAAUCCGUGGUCUUGCAAUGGCCGAAAAAAAAGACGAAAAAAAAAAGACAUGUAUGACUUUCCUGUGCAUGAUUGCUCUCAGGAACAACACGGCAGCCCAUACUUUCUACCAUCGUUGGACGAUGCUGAUGUCCGUUUGUCCAUACAAACGUGACUGCUACCUUGGUAACGUGACGUCAUACGUCUCCUCUCUAUUGUCCUGAUGCUUAGCUUAGUCACGGCAGUCCACUUAUUUUGUUUAAUUUUGCGAAUUACUCGCCCUCAAUCGCUAUGGAACUUAACGUAAGCAAAGAAAUUACAUGUAAAUUACAAAAUCAGAGACCCGAGACAAACAAAUAUGUCUCCUUAGCAUUAUUUUUGAAGUUGCAAGCAGCAGGAAUCAACUUUGAAAAACUGUUAAGCUGAACAGUUUUCAAAAAUCCAAAUUUCAAUCCGUUUCAUUCUUCUUCAGUUUUGCCCAUCCGUGACAUCUGUUGUUUCUGUUAUGUUAUUUUAACCUUCCUUUAAAGUUUUCAGCCGUUAUUUUUAUGUUUCUCUUAAUUUAACGGGCAUUUUGUAAUUUCCUAAUUUGGCUGAAUUUGGUGACACAGCUCCUUUAAUGUUAGGGUGAUGUACUAGAAUGUUGAAAGAUACUUUCCCGAUGCUCGUGCCUGAGCUGCGCCGUAACCCUCAAAUGUCUAUUGCGAAGGGAUUGUCAGCGAAAAGGGCUACCGUUCUGGAAGUUGUUAAAUUUGCUUUAUUACAAGCGUUCACUUGAAAUGUGUGAUAUCUGGCUAACCCAGGUUGCGCUACCCAGUGUUCAAUUAACUAUUCAGUGGACAAGUAUUUGGAGAGACCAAAUGAUCUUUUUAGCUUGUAUUUUUUUUGUCAUUGCCGACUAUGUGAUGAAUCCCCAGUAAACUGUUUCUUUUGAAUGUCUCGCUAUCCACGUGCAUAUGCGCGCACAACGAAUGAAAAGUCAAAAGGCAAAUUCCCUCGAGAACCGUAACGUGGUCUGAAUUGGGAAAAUAAAACCUAAACUUCCCUUUGCGUUAUUCACCGGAUGGAGAUUUUUCCAGUGGAUUGCACAGAUAAAAUAUUGAACAAAAUAAGUGUCCAUCUGAGAUAGCUCUGCAUACCAUUUUACAAUGGUACUAUGAACGAGAUUCUGUUGUCCUGGUUUCGUUUCUUCUCAGGCGCGAACAAACGAACUUGCAAUCGAGGACAUGGACGGGGGCACUUUUACCAUCUCCAACGGCGGUGUGUUCGGCUCUAUGAUGGGCACGCCUAUCAUUAACCCGCCUCAGUCCGCUAUCCUAGGAAUGCAUGCUAUCGUAGACAGACCAGUAGCUGUUAAAGGAAAGGUGAGUGAUUGAAUUGUCCGACCACACUGACCUAUGAGGCCCAUUUACACCAGCGACAGUGGCUAAAGUUAAAAUUCAUCCAAAUAUCAAAAUUUCAUUUUGUAAAAUGUCGAGAACAAAUAGAGUUUCAUUUGAAUGAUGUCACACCAUAGGAUUUUUGUCCACAGACUCAAAAGGGUAGAACUACAUAUUAAGUAAAUAGUACCAUGUGAAAGUAGUGCUGAAGAAGUUUCAUUUGAAUGUUCACACCAUAGGAUUUUGUUCAUAGACUCAAAAUUUACAGGGUGUUUCAAAAGUUCGUUCCGAUUUUUUAUUCGCUCAAAUUUCACUAAUUAUUAAAAAUACCUUUUGUAAAACUUAGUAUGUUAUUUAUUAUUCAUUUAACAUUGAAUAACCGAAAUAUCGCUAACCAGAAUGUCUUUCUUUAUGUUAACCGAAAUAUCGCUAACCAGAAUGUCUUUCUUUAUGUUUUCUGACAUUUUCUAAGUGGUGAGGUAUAGAAUGUACGAGCUCCCAAAAUGUGUCUACAGACACACUUUUCUAGGCGAAGCGUAGUCACUGCCUUAGCUCGUCCAGUGAUUUGGGGGCUGGUUCUUUGUAUGUUUUCUCGUCAACGAUAAUCCAGAUGGUCUCCAGAGGGUUCACAUCAUGUGAGUUUGCUAGCCGGUCUCCCUUGCUAUAAAGUUUCCAAAUCCUGCUGACACCAUGUCUGCAUGUUCGCCGCCUUUUUCUCUUCAAGGCUUUCCAACCCUUGCUUGUCAUAUAUCUUCAUACCGUUGUGCUCGAAACUUUGAUAUUGUGAAGUUGAAGUUUUUUUUUACCUCUCUGCCUUGCAGACUUGUUACGCAUAUACUUACAGCUUUUUCGAUAACAUUUCUCGCACAUUUAAAAAAAGACGGCCAUACAGUCCUUGGUUUGUCUUAUAAAGUCUUUUACUUUCGAUCACUUGUUCACUUAUAUCAUUCAGACUUCAGUCAACAGUUUAACAAUUUCUUUGACUGAAUGGCCAGAGAACCAAAAAAAUAGAUGCCUCAGCUUUAGCGCAAACAGUGUAGGCCUUCAUUUUUGUGACAGAGUGGAGAAACUUGAAGAAAACGGCAAAAAACGAAAAUAGAUAACCUACAAAAUGGGCAGGAAAAAUAUGGCGGGAAAAAACUCGCGUACGUGCACAUUUGCGGCAAAACUUCAAAAACAUUAUAAUUUCUUCAAGUUUUAGUUUGAAAUUGUUUUUAACGGUUAUUUAGAUAAAUUUCUUUCCUGAAUCAGUUUACAUUUGCCUAAAGAAGCAUUAAAUGCUUUGCGCAAAAUACAAUUUACAAUCGGAACGAACUUUUGAAACACCCUGUAGAACUUCUUAUUACUUAAAUAGUACCUUGUAAAAGUACUGUUGAAGAGGUUUCAUUUGAAUGGUCAUGCCAAGGGAUUUUGUCCGUAGACUCAAAAUUUAGAACUUCUUAUUAAUUAAAUAGUACCAUGUGAAAGUGUUGUUGAAGAGGUUUCCUUUGAAUGAGCAAACCAUAGGAUUUUGUCCACAGACAAAAAUAUGAGCCACUUUCCAUGAUUCCAUUAUUCACUCUCGGAGUGAGAAGGUUUACCUGACUGCCUUUCCUUACAGGUGGAGAUUCGUCCGAUGAUGUACCUUGCACUCACCUAUGAUCAUCGCUUAAUAGACGGCAGGGAAGCUGUAACCUUUCUUAGGAGAAUUAAGACUUCAGUAGAGGAUCCUCACACGUUACUUCUGGACUUGUAACGCGCUGUGGGAUUGUGACUGACACAUUUAGUCAACUUACUUUUAAAUUUUUGUAUCAAGACGUUUGCGGGGAAAUACGCCAUUAUUUUAACGCCGAUCUCAAACAUGGCCGAACAAGAUAGCUUCGGAAAAUUCUUUCUUUUGAAACCAAUCUUUGUCAAGGUCUCUUAUCUCUGGUUAUUCAGUUAUGCGACACCAGUCG